This is a messenger RNA of Penicillium olsonii, 1635 nucleotides long. NCBI's taxonomy places the organism in Eukaryota, Fungi, Ascomycota, Eurotiomycetes, Eurotiales, Aspergillaceae. The record is from the annotation of a GenBank genome assembly.
AUGGAUGUAGUACACAAAGAUUUCUCCGAGAGACCUCACCAUACUCAGGAAAAUGCUGACGAUAAAGACCAUGAAUCCCAUGCGAGUCAAAUUGCCAUCCUUCUCUCUGUUCAACAGCACCUGCCGUUCCAUUUUCCGCCGUCCAUACCAGCAAGAUCCGAUACAUCUGUCCCAAUCAACAUGGCAUCUGCAGAGCCAAAAGCGCCCAAGGGACUUCCCCCGAGCUUUGUGUGGGGUUUCGCUACGGCUGCCUACCAGAUUGAAGGAGGUGUCUCUGAAGGGGGUCGCGGUCCUUGCAUCUGGGACAAAUUCAUGCACCUAGAGCCCUCCGUCACCAACGGUGUCAAUGGCGAUGUUGCCUGUGAUCACUACCACAAACUCGAGAAAGAUCUCGAUCUUCUCGCAAAGUAUGGUGCAAGGGCUUAUCGCUUUUCUAUUUCUUGGUCGCGUAUCAUCCCACUGGGUGGCCGUGAAGAUCCUGUCAAUGAGGAGGGAAUCGCAUUUUAUACAUCGCUCAUUGAUGGCCUCCUUGCCAGAAAUAUUCAGCCCUGGGUGACCUUGUACCACUGGGACCUGCCCCAGGCCCUGCAUGACCGGUACGGCGGUUGGUUGAACGUCGAGGAGGUCCAGAAAGACUUUGAGCGCUAUGCGAGGGUGUGCUUCGAAAGGUUUGGUGAUCGGGCUAAGAACUGGAUUACGAUCAAUGAGCCCUGGAUCGUUUCCAUCCAUGGGUAUUCAAUCGGCAUCGACGCCCCAGGACGAAGCAGCACCAACAAGCAAUGUUCAGAGGGCGACUCCCCACGCGAGCCCUGGAUCGCUGCAAAGGCCCUCAUAAUGUCGCAUGCGCGUGCGGCGAGCCUGUACAACAAAGGGUUUAAAGCCAAGCAGGGAGGCCGCAUCGGUGUCUCAAUCAAUGGCGAUUAUUACGAGCCCUGGGAUCCCAAGGAUGCUCGCGACCACGAAGCGGCCGAGAGACGAAUGGAGUUUCAUAUUGGCUGGUUCGCCAACCCGAUGAUGCUUGCCCAGGAUUAUCCCGCAUCCAUGCGUGCACAACUCGGAGACAGGCUUCCUCAAUUUACGGACGCUGAACUAUCCCUGCUUCGCGAUGCGGAACUUGAUUUCUACGGCAUGAAUUACUAUACUGCGCAGUUCGCGCGACACCGCUCGACCCCAGCCGAAGAGACCGACCACAAGGGUAACGUGGAUGAGCUCGCAGAGAAUAAAGCCGGUGUGCCUGUUGGUGAGCCUAGUGGGAUCUGGUGGCUGCGCCCUGCACCUGAACUGUUUCGAAAACAUCUUGUGAGGAUCUACAAGAAGUAUGGAAAGCCGAUCUAUAUCACUGAAAACGGCUGCCCAUGCCCCGGGGAAGAGAAUAUGAACAAAGAAGAGUCUGUCAGGGACGAGUAUCGCCAGCGAUACUUUGCCACCCACUUGGAUGCCAUUGUUGGCGCGCUCCAGGAUGGGGUCGAGGUAAAAGGAUACUUUGCGUGGUCGUUAAUGGAUAACAUGGAAUGGGGUCUGGGAUAUGACUACAGAUUUGGCGUGACGCACACCAACUACGAGACACUCGAGAGAACCCCCAAAGAGUCCGCCUUGAGGCUCCGAAGCAUGAUCGAGAGCAGAAUGAGCACGUAG